AUGAGAGCCGUAGCAGACGUCAUCGCUCGCAACGCAGAAGAUUUAGUAUUCAUCCAAAUGGAUGCCAUCUUGGGAGACCUGAGAGCAGCGGGCAUAAUACAAUAUCAAGAAUACCUCGAUGUAAUGGAGCAGUCCACCCAGAAGAAGUUACUCCUCCUGCAGGAGACCCUGCCGCGUCGGGGGGACGAUGCCUUCCCCAAGUUCCUCGAAUGCCUCCGGCAACGACGGCACGUGGUGCUUGCGGAUAGGAUGGAGAGGGAGUGGCGCUCCUUGCUGAAUGGGUGCGGUUCUAGGUCUAUAGCAGGAGAUGAGGAACCAUCAGGGGGAAAUUCUGUUGCCACAUCACGAGCAGCCGACGCUGCCACGCCGACACCGACAGGGAAUACAGUUACGGCCCCAAAUGGAGAGACUGCCGAUGAUACCAAGAACAGCGGGUCUCAAAAUCCAGAGAAGAACCCCGUCCAAAAAUUGAAGGAACUCAGUGAAAAGAAUGGUUGGGGACAGCCCAAAUAUGUUGACGUUGGAGAAAGCGGUGCAGCGCAUGAUAAAAUGUUCAUCGUGAAGGUCGUGGUGAAUGACAAGGAGUAUCAACCUCCCAAGCCGGGCAAAAGCAAGAAGGAGGCACGGGCUAUAGCUGCCUCCUUUUGUCUGGAGAGCCUCGUUUGAUGAAUUGAUUAUCCUAUGAGGGUCGCAUAAUUCACAUUUUCAAAUACUUUAGCUUCAUCAUUAACCUGAUGCAGUGCGCGAGGCUGCUUUCACGAAGUUGUCUUGCUUCAAAACAAUUGCUUGCUUGUGGGCUACUUCAGAGUCCUUGGCUGAGUGUCAUCCGGUAUUAAAUCGGUUAACAGAUAUUAAAUACUUUUCCUCACAAAUAACAUUGCGUUUCACGACUAAGUAAUACGGAUAAAUGCGUGAAGAAAUCAUUGAAACCAGGC
Molecule: messenger RNA, 935 nt
Organism: Darwinula stevensoni
Lineage: Eukaryota; Metazoa; Arthropoda; Ostracoda; Podocopida; Darwinulidae
Source: the annotation of a GenBank genome assembly